Molecule: messenger RNA, 1848 nt
Organism: Suillus subaureus
Lineage: Eukaryota; Fungi; Basidiomycota; Agaricomycetes; Boletales; Suillaceae
Exons: 5
Coding region: 1-1512 (503 amino acids)
Source: RefSeq, a predicted model, not a curated record
AUGGACAAGGACCAUGAACAAUUCAGGAUAUAUCUCCUUGGCGAGACGGAUUGCCGUCACGGUGUUGGGCCCUUCGACUUCUUCGCUUCUGGCUGGUUCAUUGAUACCUACACCAUUCCCUGGCAGAAUGGUCUCCGUUAUGAGAGGGCUACCCUCCUUAAUAUCACAGAGGAGUUGCGCUGCUAUAUUCUUAGCUUCCUUCCGUACAAUCAAAUCUUACGCUGCGCAUCGCCUACGUUAAAGCUUUGCCGAACGAUGCACACGACAGUGAAAAACUCUGUGGAUCUACAAUACGCUAUCGAACUUGGUGCCCAAGGAUUGGUGCAGGUUCAUCCUCCUAUUGUCUCCAUAGCGGAGUGCUUGCGCAUUCUGAGAGAGAAGGCGAACGCAUGCAUCCUCGACAAUUUGGCUUUGCGUCUCAUUCCGCAGAGGUUAAGUGUGACUUUAUCAACGGGCAAGGAACAUCUCUCGGCCAGUGGAUCCCAGCUGGUUACUGUGACUAGAGCCCCUGACAAAAGACUCUCAUCACGGGCACACGUGUAUCAUUGCGCGUUUGUCAAUGUCCUCGGAGACCGCCUUGCUCUCUAUGGCGAGGCGGCUGUGAAGGAUGGAUAUGGAUACUGGUCGCUGCACGUCUGGAAUUGGCAUGAAGGUGUUCAAGCUGAUGUGGGCGUCUUUUUCCCUCUAUCAUUCAAAAAUUCUCAUUCAACCUUUCCCUAUAUUAAGGACAUAUGUGUGGUCGGCGAAGGUUACCGUAGCUUUUCCGAAAUCCGCUUUCUUACCAAAGAAAAGCUUUUAGCUUUCACAAGCUACGGCCAUAUAGAACCAUAUGACGUUGAGGACCUAUCAAAGGCACCACGGCUUCAGGCAAGAUUUACGUUGCCCUAUAAUAGUAGCAAUAUGCACCUGUAUGGCAUUCAAUAUCCUCCGGUUCUUCACAGCGCCUCGAGUUGUGCACAUCUGGCGACACCCGAUAAUCAUUGGAUUUGGACCACAAACACGGCAGAUCGAGUCUUAUGCCUAUCGAAUCGGGGUCCCGGUCCGCUUUUUGUCAUAACUGCUCGCCUGUUUUUCAUGAAUAUUCCUCCAUCAUGGUUUGAUGCGACCUCAGAAGAUGGACUGUCUGUUCCUUGGUCAUCAUGGGGCCCACAGAACAGUCGCUGCUUCUCCGGGAGUCUUCAUGGAGCGGGAGGAUCUCGUGUGGUAUCGUUUGCUAAACUGAAUAAUUACAACGACCAGGACCCUGUUCUGCUGCGGAUGAUGGAUUUCAAUACCUCCGCUGUGGCGCGCGGCAUCGGCAAGGUAGUUCGGGAGGCUACCACUUACCACUCAUUUAACAAGGACGAGAUGUCAGUGACAACAUACCUUCCUUACAUCGAAGCAAUCAGCAGCUGUAUUCUUCACAAUAACGCUCUCUCUUUCGCAUUGGAUGAGGAACAGGUGGCGCUAUUAGAGCAGUCUGAGUGUAUUUCCACCUGUCAAGUUAAUGAUGUUCAACAUCUCCCUGAGUAGGAUGUCAUCAUCUUGUGGGUGCAAAUGUUAAGAUAAUCGGCCCACAGUCUACAUCACCAUCAUCGAUGCACGAUGUCGUAUGAUGGCAUUGUGUUUUACGAGACGAUCCAAAAUUCAGAGGCGUCACCCAAUGGCUAAUCUAUCAUACAAGCAUUUUACUACAUUCGCUUUUUGAUUUCGAAUACAAGUGUUUUUGUUUGUCAGUUACGAAUAAAACUAUGUAGAAGGAUUAAAAAACUCAAAAAUUGCAAGUUGAAGCACGUUGAAGCAGAUUGCCUUCAAGGCACAUCGUACGACCAGACCCUUAUAGGGCUCGUACGUACCAUCUCUAAGAGG